Molecule: messenger RNA, 2319 nt
Organism: Boleophthalmus pectinirostris (great blue-spotted mudskipper)
Lineage: Eukaryota; Metazoa; Chordata; Actinopteri; Gobiiformes; Gobiidae
Gene: brinp3a.1
Product: bone morphogenetic protein/retinoic acid inducible neural-specific 3a, tandem duplicate 1
Exons: 8
Coding region: 1-2319 (772 amino acids)
Biological process (GO): negative regulation of mitotic cell cycle; positive regulation of neuron differentiation
Source: RefSeq, a predicted model, not a curated record
AUGAGUGGCCGGUUCAUCUCCGCCUCUAGACCCAGGGCGCUCAUGUCUCUAUGGGGGUACUGCGUGUGUCUGCUGGGCUGGAGCGCCACUUCCUCCUCCUCCUCCUCCUCUUCCUCCACCGGGACGGGCUUCAGCGGAGCCAACGGGCCCCUGGGCUGGCUCCUGUCCGACAAGGGUCCCUUCCACCAUUCGCAGGAGUUUACAGACUUUACGGAGAGGUACCAGCAAGGGUUCACCACCAAGUACAAGAUCUACAGGGAGUUUGGUCGCUGGAAGGUGAACAGCCUGGCCCUGGAGAGGCAGGAGAACAGCGGCUACUCUUUCCCUCUGGACCCAGACUUCGUGCAGACCAUCAGGCAGCUGGGCAGGAGACCCAGCACCACCGCCAUCACCGACAGCAUCAUCCGGAAGUACGGCACACACUUCCUCCUCUCCGCCACGCUCGGAGGAGAGGAGUCUUUGAUGAUCUUCGUGGACAAGAGGAAGCUGAGCCGAGCGCCGGAGGGCUCCGAGUCCAAUAACACGGCGGUCACUCUGGAGACCCUGCACCAGCUGGCCGCCUCCUAUUUCAUCGACCGCGAGAGCACCCUGCACAAGCUGCACCACAUCCAGAUCGCAUCCACUGCCAUCAAGGUGACGGAGACCAGGACGGGCCCCCUCGGAUGCAGUAACUAUGACAACCUGGAUUCUGUCAGCUCCGUUUUGGUCCAGAGCCCCGAAAACAAGAUUCAUUUGCAAGGCCUGCAGUCGGUGCUUCCUGAGUACCUGAGGGCCCGGUUCGUGGAGGCGGCUCUGAGCUACAUUGGCUGUAACGAGGAGGGCUCUCUGGUGUGCCGGGACAAUGACUGCUGGUGCGCGUGUGGACCCGACUUCCCCCACUGCAACUGCCCCGCCGUGGAGCUCAAAGCCAUGGAGACCAGCCUGCUGCAGAUCCGGGAGGCCUGGACUCUAGCCAACCACGACUUUGAGGAGUCAGAGGAGUUCCAAAACUUCGUGCGGAAGCUGCCCACGUUCUACGCCCUCAACACGUCGGCCAUUCAGUUCUUCUGGAAGUCGGACGCCGCCGUGCACCAGCGCUACCGGCAGCUGGAGGUCAACGCCCAGCAGCUCUUGAGCAAGGCGCGUCGCAUCGUCCACAAGCUCUUCACCCUGAGCAAGAGGUGCCGCAGCCAGCCCAAGAUCGUCAUGCUGAGGGAGAGACCCUUCAGCUACUGGCUCCACUACAUCCUCUCCAUCAUGUACUGCAGCGAGAACAACCACAUCGGCUCUUACCUGGAGGAGACCAAGUCCUGCUCCUGCCCGUACGAACACCCGCCCUGCCAAGGCAUCAUCCCCUGCACCGUGGGGGAGGGCACCGCCUGCGCCUCCUGCUCCUACGAAAACCGCUCCCGAUGCGCCUCCUGCAACCAGGGCUACAUGCUCAGCCAGGGGGUCUGCCGAAACGAGGUCCCGGACUCCACCGACCACUACAUCGGAUUCGAGACGGACCUGCAAGACAUGGAGAUGCGCUUCUUGCUUCAGAAACGGGACAACCGCAUCAGCAUCCACGGGAUUUUUGUAAGCAACGACGUGCGGCUGAACAACUGGUUCGAUCCGUCGUGGCGAAAGAGGAUGUUACUGACGCUGAAAAGCAACAAGUACAAAUCGAAUCACGUGCACAUGCUUUUGGGGAUGUCUUUGCAAGUUUGCCUUACGAAGAACACGACGCUGGAUCCCGUCAUGUCCGUGUACAUAAAUCCGUUCGGAGGGAGCCAUUCGGAAAGCUGGAUCAUGCCGAUCGACCAAACGCCGGACUAUCCGACUUGGGAGAGGACUAAAUUAGACCUUCCGUACGAUUGUUACAACUGGACUUUGACUUUAGGAAAUAAGUGGAAAACCUUUUUUGAAACCGUGCAUUUUUACCUUCGAAGUCGCGUCAAGGGACCAUCGCCCAACGGUAACGGGACAAUAUACUACGAACCGUUGGAGUACAUCGAACCGGGUCGCAAUCUCGGAUAUAUGAAAAUCAACAGCAUCCAAGUCUACGGCUACAGUAUGCAUUUCGAUCCGGAGGCGAUACAAGAUUUGAUUUUGCAGUUGGACUACCCGUACACUCAGGGAUCUCAGGACUCCGCACUUUUGCAACUUUUGGAAAUCCGCGACCGGGUGAACCGUCUGUCGCCGCCCGGCUCGCAAACCUUGGACCUUUUUUCGUGUCUUUUGCGGCACAGACUGAAACUUUCCACCACAGAUGUCGCGCGGAUCCAAGCGGCGCUGCAGACUUUCAGUGCCAAACAGCCCAACUCCAUUGAAUACGAAACAACCAAAUUAUGUAGCUAA